AUGGACAAAAUUUAUGCAGACCCUAACAUGGAAAAUGAUAAUACAGAGCACUUCAGAGGGAAGCGACUGUCCUCUAUUUUAAAGGCUCCACGAAAUCCUCUGGAUGAUCUGGGAAAUGGGAAUGAACUGACGCAGGAUAUCAAUAUAGAAAAACGGAGGAAAAACUCUCGCCGUGUCAGCUUUGCAAACACCAUAAACUGCAGAGUCUUCCACCAAGAUCUUAAGAAUAACACGUCAGAGACGGAAAGUACAGAGCGUGAAGCAGAUACGAGGAAUGAUAUCCUGCUUAAUCAAAAUGAAGCACUUGAAGCUGUUCCGUGUGAGAUCACUGGGAUGAACACUUUGCUUCAUGCUCCUAUCCAGGCAUCGGUGCAGCAGACUGAGUGGCAUGAUAGGCCUGACACCACCGUUAUCUUUUCAGAUGAAAAUGAAAUGGAUAUGACAUCUAGUCACACUGCAGUGAUUACACGUAACCUGCAAAACAAUCAAGCUGACAAAACUGAGAAAAUAGAUAUCGUCUCAUUUCUGGCUGGGUUAAACUCUAACAAUGAAAAGACAGAAAUGAGCAAAGAAUUUCAUUUUUUCUCUGACCCUACAAACCAUUCGUGCCCAUCUUUUGAACAGAAGGAAGAAGCUAUUCCCGUAAAAAAAAUAAAUUUCAAUGAAUUUUUGAUGAGCAUGAAGUCAAAUGAAAAGGUCCUCAAUCCUCCUGAGGGAUCUGAAAAAGAGAAUGUUUGUUUUGUCCCUUCGCAAGCCUCAGAAGGCCUGGCACGAUCGUCAGUAGAAUUUGUAUGUUCCCGUGAACCGCUGGACACCUGCAAUAUAACAAAAAUCUUUAGAGGGCAAGAUGAUGGAAUGGAAAUGACACAAUGCCAGGCGGCUGAGGUUAAAGCUAGGUUUUCUGGUAUUUGUGAAGCUCCACCAGAGCAGCUACUGCCUGUGGAUGUUACUGAGGCGUUCGUAGAUGAUGGAAUGGAUAUGACAACUAGUCACACUGCAAAAAUGUCUUGUCCCUUCCCCAGUCUUUAUACAGACAAAGCAAAUGUUGAAGACAGACGAGAUCCUACAGUGUUGCGAACUGUUGAACAAGAAGCCAGAACAACGUCUGCCAUCCCAGGUUCCAUUUCUUCCGAGACUGUCUUCCGAGGUGAGAAGACAGUGAUAUCCUUAGAAGAUAUGGACUUGACUAAAGCUUGUGUUGUCCAGGAUGAUGGAAAGAAUGUUGAAUCUGAAUCUCCUGCUGGAGCGUUCACCUCUGUCGCCUGCAAACCUCAUUUUCUUGGUAACAGAUCUACAUCUGCCAAUUUAAAUGAUCAGGAAGAAAUGGAAAUGACUAAAUGCCACGCUGUUGUCAUUGAUGAUCAACGCAAUAUGGAGAAGGAAAAUCUUGAGGUGAUCAAUAUCGAUGGGAAUAUUAAAAGAAGCCAGGCUAUAGAAAUGAAUACUAAAGGUCUUGAGAGGAUAGUGGUGGAUAAGAAGCUUGGAAAAGCAAACUUGCAGGCAAGUGGUCCAAGUUCCUGUGCAAACAGCAUGUGUUCAUUGCAAGAGCAAAAGAGAGAAGCCCCUGAGAAUAUUGUCACCGACACCUGUGCAUUCAUGUCUUUGCAAAGUCAAAAAGUUGUUAUAUCUCAGCCUUUGGAAAAAAACCUUCCAAACAUUUCUGUUUCCUGCGCAAAUGACAAAACGGGCAGGUUUUCCGGUGAUGAAAACAUGGACAUAACCAAAACUCAUCCUGCUGCGUUUGACAUUUCUCCUGCCAAUACAGUACAAGAAUAUGAGAAUAAUUGUAAUCAAAAUCAUGUGAUGUCCAAGCAGCUGCAAAGCCAGACCUUCCAGUUUUCGGGUGGUUCUGGUGUAGAUAUCACAGGUCAGACUGCAGCAAGAGAACGUGGGGAUUUGAAAAUUAACAUAGAUAAGCAAACCGUUACUCCUUUGGCUCCAAGUGGUUCAUUGGUUUCCAGUAAUGAGCCUGUUCCUUCUAGAAUGAAAGGAAAUGAGCAACUUGAAACAAUAUGGGGAAUAAAAGCCAAUUGCCAAACCUCGGACAGGCAAGGGGAAGCCUGUACUAUGAAGGGAGUAAACAAAAUGUUGUCAACUCGACGAGAUUCUGAGAGAGAUUUUUCCAUCGGUAAAACAGUUCCUUCAGAAGAGGACACUAAAAAUCCUCACCCAGUUGGUGGCCUGCACUUGAGGGGUCCUGAAGAGCCGGUACUGGCCAGUACGGCUGGACCACAUACGGGAAGAUCCCAAUUGCCUUCGUUUUUAGAAAAGUCAGUUGUGUUUCCCUCUGGUGAAAACAUGGACUUGACUGGAAACUGUGCAGUAAUGGUUCCUGAUCACAACAUCAAUGAAGUUUUAGCAGAAAGAAAAGCAGUGCCUGGAUACCUUGUUCAAGAUGAAAAUAAAGUAAUGUCCUUAAAAAAAGGGGUCACAGGGACAACUAGUAGUCAGGAGCAGCCUGUGUGCAACAUGUACUCCUCAGUAUCUGGCAAGAAAAUGUUAACCAUGACUGGUUUGAAACAUUUGCCUUUUCCAGAUGAGAAAACAAGGAUAUUUUCAGAUGAUGCUGAUAUGGACAUCACCAGAAGUCAUACAGUUUCAUCAGAGAACAAAGUAGUUUUGCAGUGUAAAAGUCCAAAUGAUGCCGUAUCCUUAAAUUCUGGAGAUAGAACUUGUGUUUUUACCUACAAUGAUGACAUGGAAAUCACUAGACUCGAUACUGUUGCGAUUGAUAAAUCUAUGGAGAAGGCUGCAUCUCAAGGGAUGCUGAACACAGCUAGACAGGCUGGAAGGAAAAGCUUGAAGGGAACAAGAGGGGAAAAGACUGUUUUAUUUUCAGUGAGCGAUGAGGAUAAUGACAUGGAGAUCACAGAGAGCCAUACGGCUGCUAUAGGCCAUGAAAUUGUCUCACAGAAUGAGGCAGGGAGUCAUUCUGUCUCUUCAGCUCAUCCUGUUAAAACUGUGAUGUUCACAAGUACCCAGGCUGACAUGGACGUUACCGAGUCUUGCUCUGCUGAUAAAACUACUGGAAAAGUUGUACGUGAUGAUAAACUGCAUGUGGAUCAGAAGGUUGGACAGCAAGCGCUUCCAAACAGUGAAGCUACUGUGUUUGCAAUGGAUGAUAUGGAAAUCACUAAAACCCAUAGUGCUGCUUUGGAAGAAAAUUCUCGGCAAGGUAGGCAACCCGCUCAGUCUGUUCCUUUAAAUUCCACAGUGAUGUUUACAAGCUACCAGGCUGACAUGGAAAUAACUGAGGCUCACUCUGUUGCUGAAAGUACUGAGAGAGACUUAGGUGAGGAGAGGUUAAAGCUGGCCAAGCAGGUUGGGCAGGAGGCUGUUUCAGAGAGCAAAACUGUCAUUUUUACUUUGGCUGAGGAUAUGGAGAUCACUAAAACUCACACAGCUGUAUUGAGAGGUAAAAUUGAUGUACAGGACAGAGAGUCUGUUCAAGCCAUUCCUGCAGUUCCUGCGGAUAAAACCGUUGUGUUUACUCACAGUCAAGGUGAUAUGGAAAUAACUGCGUCGCACACUACUGCUGUUAAUAACAAUAUGAGUGGAUUUGAGAACCAGGAAGUGUCACAUAAAAGCACUCAGCAGCCAGACUUGCAUAGUGCGUUGUUGUCUUCUUGCGGAGAUGAAAUAGAUUCUCAGCAUGCAGAAGACCUGAAUGGUGAAUAUCGUACAAAAUCAAGGGAUAAGCCCAGCGUUCCCUCCUCUGCUUCAUCAGCCUCGGCGUCUCCUAGUGAGAAAGGACCCGUCAAAGUCCCCAGUGGCACACCACCAGAUUCCAUUUAUUCCGCCUCACUUCCAAAAGAGACUAUGGAUGUGCAGGAACCACAGGGUCUUGACCUUCCCACGGAUAAUUCUGUCCCUGUAAACAGCGAGCAGGACCUCAUACCGCCAGAAAACCUGGAAUCGAAGAGAGUGUCUUUUAAGCUUCCAAGUGACAGUCCCAUGGUUUGCAGUGAGGAGAGUGGCGAUUUGGUAUCCUGUGUUUCACUUCCCAUCCAGCAGUCAGAUUCUUUGAAGGGUGCUCCAGGUGUACCUAGUACUCAGGGAACCCACGUUUUGAAAGAUGGUUCAUCUAGACACGAAGGCUUAGCAACAGAUUCAGGCUUGGCUGGAGCAAGCCUUGUUCCAGUUUCUAACAAGGAGUCAGAGGAAAAUGAGGGGCUGUCAGCUGAAGGUAACAGGAAGCCUAGCAGGCAGGAUUUCAGCCCUUCUCAGUUUAUAGCAGAAGAAUUUCUUCCUGUCUACUUAGAAGAAAUGGAUUCAAAUGAAUCUGUAAGCUCUGAACUCAUGGAAAAUGCUUGCAGUGAGAUAAGCAAAAAACAAAUCUUCCCCAAUGAAAAGAAUCAAUCUGAAGAGACAAAAACUUGCAAAAGCACAAAAAGAGCUUUGGGACAAGAUGAAGAGGAUCUCCAAAGUCCAAAGAAGCUGAAGAGGGAUGAAAACUUGGAUGGUGAGGCCUCCCAAGAUUUGCAGGUUACUUUUGGCGCUGUGUCUCAAAGCCAAGCAGAAGUUCAUGAAGGUGCAGAUCCUCCGUAUCUGUCGGCUAAAAGCUCUGACUGUACUCAUGCCAGCACCAGCACCAGCAGCUCUCUGGAUUCUGUUAAGGCAGACACAGAAUUAACAAGUGAGUUUUGUGUUCAGCGAACCAGUCAGGUGGAGUCUCGGCUUCUCACCGAUAGCAUUUGUGAAGAUAACUUACGGGAGAAAUUUGAGACUGGUGUUAUCACAGUUGGGGAGUUUCUUACACUUCUUCAAGUCCAUGUUCCCAUUCAGAAGCCCCGACGUAGUCAUCUUCCAGCCAAUUGUGCAGUCAGUACUCCACCCACUCCAGAAGACCUCAUGUACAGCCAAUACAUUUACCGCCCCAAGUUGCGGAUUUAUGAAGAAGAUUGCCAAGCCCUUUCUCAGAAGAUAGAUGAGUUAAAAGUGUACGUCGAUAUGCAGGAUCAGCUCCUGGUGAAUGUCAAUAGGAGUUUGUGGGAAGUGAUGAGAACCUGCUCUGAUGAAGAGCUGCAGAGCUUUGGAGCAGAACUGAACAAAAUGAAAUCCUGUUUCAGCAAGGAAAGUAAAAUCAUGGCUCACAACGAGAAAGCGACAUUGUACAGCAAAUUGCUGCAGAGCACGCAGGAACAACAGGAAAAGCUACAGUCAAGAAUGGAAAAGCUGGAUGAAUUAAUCAAGGAGGCAGAGAGCUGUCUGGUUUCUCUGGAAACAGAUUCCGACUGGGAAGACUGGGAAGCAGACAGCAAUGAUGAAAUAGCAGAAGGGAAAACCCUAAAGGAAGCACUGGAAAGUGUCCAAGCUGAAGAAGAGGAACUUCAAAGAGAAUUGUCAGACCUGGAGACUCAGAGUGAGCAGAUGCUCGCUGAGAUGAGCCAGCUACAGGAAGAAGAAAAAAACUGCUGGGAAAUCGUGGAGAGAUACAACUUCAUGGAGUGGGAGAUUACAGAAUGGAGUGAACAGCGGGCAGUCUUUAGUUUUCUUUAUGAUUCUAUUGAACUCACAGUUGUGUUUGGACCCCCAAUAGAUGGUGAUGUUUUUGGUGAAGAUCCUUCCAGAAAGAUAGUUAGCCUGGACUUUGAAUCUCUCUUGGAUGAGGAAAACGCUCCACCCUCCUCACGUUUAGUCCAAAGACUCAUCUUCCAGUUUAUUGAAAGUUGGGGAUGCUGGCAGGAGAAGUGUCCCACGCUGAACUACUUGCCCCAGGUUCUUCAUGACGUCUCUUCGGUGGUGAGUCGUUGCAAGGUCUUAGGAGAGGAGAUUGAAUUUCUGGAGAGAUGGGGUGGAAAAUUUAAUCUUCUGAAGGUGGAUAUCAAUGACACAAAAGUGAAGCUUUUGUUCUCCGCUUCCAUGGCCUUUGCCAAGUUUGAGCUGACGCUGUCACUAGCUGCCAACUACCCAUCUGCUCCACUGCCUUUCACUGUCCGGAAACAAAUCGGGAAUAUUGGGGAGGAGGAGAUUGCUGCUGUUCUCUCUAACGUACCAGUCGGUUACCACUAUCUGCGGAGAACA
This is a messenger RNA of Pterocles gutturalis (yellow-throated sandgrouse), 6024 nucleotides long. RefSeq names its product cancer susceptibility candidate 5 (gene KNL1). The record is from RefSeq and is a predicted model, not a curated record. Gene Ontology annotation, biological process: cell division; attachment of spindle microtubules to kinetochore; protein localization to kinetochore. Gene Ontology annotation, cellular component: nucleus. The transcript is spliced from 29 exons. The annotation marks the transcript as partial. Lineage: Eukaryota; Metazoa; Chordata; Aves; Pterocliformes; Pteroclidae.